AUGGAUUUGCCCUCCUCAAAUAUAGGUAUUGAUCAAAAAAUGCCACAUGAAGCACAGAAGCAGCACGGUGAUAAACACAAAGACCUGGACAAAUGUUACGAAAUAUCACCUACUCAACCGCUGAGCUUACAUCCGACUAGUUCAAGGACUCGAUCUAUGGGUAACUUAAUGGAGGAUAGAUCUAGGAAAGUGAAGAUGUUUGAAAUGAAGUUGCGUGAGUUUUCAGAAACUUCUUCAAUGAAAACAUUAAACACCACCGACAGUUAUCAUACUGCGGGUUCUGAUGAUAACCUUGAAGGUUCACCAAAAGUUCAGCAUAAAUAUUUAACAUUAGGUGAGUCUGUAGCUACUGGCAAUGAUCCUAUGAAAACCCCGACCAUCCAUUCCGCAGUUAAAAACGGAAUUUUUCAACUCGAUGCUUCGAAUGAUCGGACUCUAAAAGUCACAAAGGAACAUGUUCUAACUCCUACAUCAAAUGUAAAUCCUCCUGCAGUAUCGCAGCGUUAUCUGAAUGGUCUGGGGAUCUUAACUGUUGAUGAUAGCGUUUCCGAUGAGGGCGACGUUUCUUCGGGUUCGCCCAUAUCAACAACGAAAAAAAUUCAAAUAUCAUUUAAUUCAGAUUUACAUUCUCCAAAACGUAAAGAAUAUAUUGAUGUGUCUACGCGGAAGACUAGUCUGGUUCUGCCGGGGGAAAAUAUUUCUGGCAUUUCCUCAAAACUCCAACUGAAACAGCCUAAUUUGCCUAGACCAACAGACUAUCGAAGUGUGGACAGAUAUCUCGAAGAAAAUGAAUCUACUCUGGCGAACGAUCAUUUUUCAAGUGAGGGUGAUACUACCUAUAAAACGUUGGUAAGCGAAAGGCCACAGAGUUCCAAGAAUUUUGCGGCAAGAAUUUCAGCUGCUAGCAAAUACACUUCAACAAGCAGCUCUGAGUUACGUAUCAGUGCUGAAAAUCUGACAUAUUUGUUCAUUAUUUCCAUUCAUUCCUUUAACGCUGAAACCUUAGACAACAAAGAAGACAUUAAUAUAUGCUUAUCAUUUUCCAAGAAUGAACUCGCAUUUGUGCACACGGUGGACGAAUCCGGGUGGGGUGAAGUGACGUUAGUCGAUUCGAGAAAACGUGGUUGGGUUCCCUUCAACUAUUUUGCUGAUGUUUUAAACAAUGAGCCUCGGGAGGUUAAGAGUAAUUCCAUGGACACCCUAAUUGAGAGUAGGAAACCGUUAGAGAAGCUAUUAUCUGCUGCUGGUAAGUUUCUUGUCCAAUCUCAAAAUGCGGUGUUACUGAACGAGAUUGAGCCACUUCUAGAUAACAUAAAUGAAAUAAGAGAUGGUGUAAAAGCUUUACUUGAGGGUACUAAUUGUGUGUCUAGAUCUAAUGAUUUAGUAAAAUCUAAACCAAGCAUUAGAAGCUACAGGAAAAAACUUUUAGGAGAUUGGUACAAUUUAAUGCUCAAGGCUGAUCAUUAUAAAAAGUCAGUCGAUAGUGAGAAAGUUUUAUUAUUGGAGCAUAUGGUUUAUGCGGUACUGAGCCGGUCAUUCUCCUUUUUCAAUACUUGGGCUAGAGAAAAACGUACAUACGAUUUGGAAAAAGCUUCAAUGAGUGCCUUAACAGAUAAUAACAAUAAUUGCUUAAACAUUCAAGAAUCCCAAAGCUCGUCAUCGAGAUCCAUUCCUCGACAUAGAAGGAAAAGCCCUGUAAAUAAAGAAUCUGCUAAACUCAACUCUGGUCAAUUAAUUCAUUAUUUGCGUCAACCUCCAUAUGCUAUAUCAAGAUUAAAUGAAAUACAUGAAUUAUUAUUUUCUUAUAUUGGGUUGAUUCUUGGACGCUUGGACAUGAUUGAGCAUAAUUCGGCUGGUUGUGAAGUAUUUGAGCUCCUUGUUCACCAAAUCAUUUUACUGUUGAGAGAGUUAUUGUACAUCAGCAAAGCGUGUUCAUUGAUCAUACAAACGAGAUACAAUAGCGCCUAUGAAAAUAACCUGGAUCAUAACUUAGACCCUUUAUUAUCCCUUGUGUCUGAGCUAGUGUCAUGUAUUAAAGUUUUCGUUACUGAUACUAUUAAUGAAACAUAUGAAACCAGCCAACUGGUUGUAAAGGAUGAAGUCUAUCGUUACACACCUGAAGGUGCACACUUGGUUGUGAUCAUUUCGAAAAUGAACCGGUUAAUUAGUAAUGCUAUUAGCGGUUGUAAAAGUUAUUUGAAGUUGAUAGGUGACUUCCAAUUGGAGAGCGAAAGACAAUAUCCUAAUUUUGAGAAGAUGAGAAUGAAUUCAAGCCAAUUUAUUGAAAGGUGUUCAAAGGGAUUAUUGAAGAAUUUAAAUAAAAAUAAUUCUUUUCUAUCCUACGUGAAAGAAAAUGAAGCCACGUUAAAGAGAUCUCCCUCUUAUUCAAGACAUUUAGCUAGGUUUUCUUCCGUAAGGUCUGGUACGGAUGGUGUUUCUUUGUCUGUCAAUGGUAGCCAGUUUUUGCAGGAGUUUUUGCCUGAAUGUCAAGACUUUCAUAAGGAGCCCGAGUUUAUUCCAUAUAAUGCAGAGGACUCCUUUUAUGAGCAAGAUAAUCUAGAUGUUAUAAAUAAUAAGGAUCUUAUGAAAAACGAAAUGCUAUUUGACAAUGCUGGUAAUCUUGUUGGUGCUUCAUUUAGGGCCACGGUCUUUGUUUUAACUAAUGAAAUGGAAUAUGAAAAUGAAUUUCUGUUAUCCACAUUUUUACUAAACUACAAAUCUUUUGGGUCUAGUUCAGCUUUGGUAGAGGCUUUGGUAGCUAGAUUUGAUAUAGCAGACAUAUCCGCUAAAUUUGAAGCAAGGGAAAGUAAUGGUCAAUAUUCAUCAAGAUCUGCACGGUUGAAAAGCAGAAGGAGGAGGGUUUGUAAGGUAUUUAGAACAUGGAUGCAAAGCUUCUGGGAUUUCAAAAACGAUUAUAUGUUUUUAGCCACAAUGAUUAAUUUUUUUAACGAGGGAGUUAUUAUAAAGUUACCAGCUGAAUCAAAAGAAUUGAUGGAAAUAGCUGCAAGAUUAUGCAGUAUUGCACCUUCCAUGGACGGUAUGUUUAUGGAAGAUAAUAUUCAAUUAAACCCCAUAUUGAUUAUUCCAGGCAAUAGAGGAUCUAUUUUUUCAACCAUGUCCAAUUCAAGUAGAUCAUCGGUAACUUCUGUUGAUGAGAAAUUCAUCGAAGAAUAUGAACUGACAAAACUACCAUCUAGUAGUCAUAGUUCCCUUUCCCUUCCUCUUCCACUGUUGAAUACGGGUGCAGCUUCUUUAAUAAGCAAAAGGGAACUCUCUGAGAUAAAUAAGUUGGUUUCUCAAUAUGAUGAUCUAGUGUUGACACCCAUUUCACAAGCUUAUGACGAUAUUACUCAAAAGUUAAACUUAGAUAUGGCCAUCAGUUUAUGGGAUGCAUUAAUAACAAAUUCUAAGCCCCAAAAAAUUCCUGAAGAUUCGUUGAUCGGGCAAUUCAAUAUUACUGAUUAUAGUUCAUUAGAAAUUUCAAAACAGCUAACGAUAAUCGAAUCGGCUAUGUAUUUAACCAUAAAGCCUUUUGAACUUCUUAAUGAAGACUUCAGCACACAAAACAAACUAGGUUACAAGUCUCCGUCUCACUUUCAAACUAUAUUAAAUUUCACUAACUUGCUAUCUCAAUAUGUUGUUGAAUCGAUAGUUGGUCCUAAUAUUCCUCCCACCCAUCGCGUUGAAAGAUUAAAGAACUGGCUAAGAAUUGCUCUGUCUGCCCUAUAUUUUAGGAAUUUCAACUCUGUUGCGUCAAUUAUCACUUCAUUACAAAGCCAUACCAUUUCUCGUUUAUCCAUUUUAUGGGAAACACUAUCUCAAAAGGAUUUAGAUCUGUUUGAAUAUUUAUCCAAGAUUAUCCAUCCAAACAACAACUACAAAGUAUAUAGGACCAAAUUGAAGAGGUUAGUUGAAGAUUAUUCUCCAACAGAUGUAAUGGAAACAAAAUCACGGGUUCCUGUAGUACCGUUUUUCAAUUUGUUCUUACAAGAUAUUACAUUUAUCAAUGAAGGUAACUCGACCUUUAGGAAUCCAGAAUCUUUUAGGCCCCACAAGAUUGUUAAUAUCGACAAAUACUUUAAGAUCACUAAGACAAUUUCUACUGUUCAAUUUUUCCAAGUUCCCUAUGACACAGAAAAGAAGAGUGUUUUUGGGAAGCGCGAUUCCAUUUUUAAUAUGUCUGGUGAAGUUGAUGAUUCAAGAAGGAUAGAGCCAAUGCCGGUACUCCAGGAAUUUAUAUUAUAUGAAUUGUUCCGUAUCAACACAUUAUAUGCCGCGAACCAUGACAGAGGUUAUGAAUUAAGUCUAAGGUUGGUACCGCCUGCUGACUGA
Messenger RNA from Eremothecium cymbalariae DBVPG#7215, 4332 nucleotides. RefSeq names its product Ras family guanine nucleotide exchange factor BUD5 (gene BUD5). The record is from RefSeq and is a predicted model, not a curated record. The coding region runs from base 1 to 4332 and encodes 1443 amino acids. The transcript has a single exon. NCBI's taxonomy places the organism in Eukaryota, Fungi, Ascomycota, Saccharomycetes, Saccharomycetales, Saccharomycetaceae. Gene Ontology annotation, molecular function: protein binding; guanyl-nucleotide exchange factor activity. Gene Ontology annotation, biological process: positive regulation of GTPase activity; Ras protein signal transduction. Gene Ontology annotation, cellular component: plasma membrane.